AUGCGCUUCUUUGGCCUCAUCGUCACCCUCGCCGCCGGCCUGGCCGCCGGCUCGCCCAUCGCAGAGACCAAGGCCGCCGACGAGUGCCCGAAGUGGGAUGCCCUCGUCAAGUUGUGGAACGGCUUCGCUUGCUGCACUUACAGUUACGACAACGCCGUGGGCUGCUGCCGGCUGCCGGCUGCCGACGAACACGGCUAUUACCCCGAGUCCAUGCCCUGCACUAGCCCGUGGUUCUCGUCCUUGGAUAAAUGGAUCCAGUUCAUGAACUGCAACCGGGAUGAGCCCUGGGACGGUGACUGCGAGGGCGUGCCUAUCGUUAAGAAGGCAUAA
This is a messenger RNA of Gaeumannomyces tritici R3-111a-1, 330 nucleotides long. RefSeq lists its product as hypothetical. Bases 1 to 330 code for a protein of 109 amino acids. The record is from RefSeq and is a predicted model, not a curated record. The transcript is spliced from 2 exons. Lineage: Eukaryota; Fungi; Ascomycota; Sordariomycetes; Magnaporthales; Magnaporthaceae.